Molecule: messenger RNA, 7904 nt
Organism: Coregonus clupeaformis (lake whitefish)
Lineage: Eukaryota; Metazoa; Chordata; Actinopteri; Salmoniformes; Salmonidae
Product: transmembrane protein 94
Exons: 30
Coding region: 1088-5152 (1354 amino acids)
Source: RefSeq, a predicted model, not a curated record
UACGCAGUAACCUACUCACCUUUGAAACAGAUUACAGAGAGAAUGAAGGGUAGGUAUCGUAUUUCAAAAUAGAAUGGUCGAUUUGUGGAUAGACCGUAAAAAAUAGGACUUGCACCAGCCGCCCCUCCCACACACGCCAAUCAAAACCCUUUUCAACAAAAGAGAGAGGACUUCACCGCUUCCCAAAAAAAAAAGCUCUCCUUCCAUAAUUUCUGACAUGGCGUUUCACUAGUGGACUGUACACUGGAUAUUCGAGAUAAAAUGUAGGUUUAAAUGGUGUGACGAGAGACAGACCUCGUUGCAACCUGAACGUGAGUAUGACAGAUAUGCGGAUAUAUUUGGUGCAUUGACAGUGGUGUCAUUUGCUCUGUAAAGUGCUUAUCGCCAGUUAUCGCAGGCGUCUUCUUUAAAGAAAACGAACCUUGACGUUGCAAAUGGCAACGCUAGCUUGCUAGCUUAGCUCGUAUUAGCUAGCUGGCGAUGAGUCGGAAACAGUGCUUUAGCUGGCAACAGUGACACUUGUUUGUGUCAUACAUAGCAUUGAUUGUGCGAAGUUUUAGCUAGGUGCAUUGCAUUCUUGUUUUUCCAUGGCAGAAUCUACGGACACCACAAUUGACUCCCAGUUAGUUAGAUAGCAUUGUAUCUACGCACACUAAAGCCGGAAGUCAAUAGUCAGAUUAAAAGAAAACAGGUAAAAAUACACUUUAUGGAACAACGGGGACUGUGAAGAGACACACACAAAGAUCUACCCAGCCAUUCAUGUAGUGUGGACGACAUCCUCACCACGGCUUUGACUACAGUAACUAGCCGCCAAAAACGAUAUCUCCCAGCAUACCCUGAAGUGAGUCCCUGUGGGUGUGCGUGGUCAUCCCCUCAGACUGGCAGAGCAGGCUGGCAUAGCGGCGCCGGGAGGGGGCCAGUGGGUGACAUUGUCCUCCAGCCGAAGUUGGGGAUCGAGGGGACAUCGAAGGAACAUCGAGAAGACAUCCGGAGGGUAUCGAGGGGACAUCCGGAGGGUGAAGGCUCUGCUUAGGCUCCUCUGGUGUGUGUGAGCCUCGGAGCAUGGUGAGAGGCUGCGCUGGUUGCCAUGGAGCUACAGGAUAAGAAGCAGGAGGAGGGAGUGGGGACCCUGGGCUUGUCCACUGGUCAGGCUCUGGGUAAACUGAGGGACCAGCUCACCACCCUGCUUGACCAGCACCAGAUCACAGGCCGUGGCAAACAACCCACUGCACAGGAGCAGUGGGUGAAGAGCUUCCUUCACCAUGGCAACCGCCACUCAUGUCUCCAUUGGCCGGGAGCCGCCCUCACGCUGCUGGUGGUGGUGGGACUUCUCUGUUGUUAUGGCGACCAGCCGCAGGGCAGUUCUGGGAUAGAGGUGGUGAAUGCUGCAACCCUUCUCAUGCUCUUCACACUGAGCUUCAUGCUGGUUUGUCGACAGCAGAGGCUGAGGAGAACUGAGAUGGUGCACCGGCUCAACAGCAUCAUCAAUCAGCUCAACGGCUACCUGUCGGGCUGGGCAGAUUUGGGUGAGGGGGUGAGGUGGUCUCCCUCCCUUUACCCUGACCUGUACACUCCCUCCUCCCCCUCCUGGUCGCUCCACUGGACCUACCGCGACUCCACGCUGGUCAACCUGCCUGUGUCCCUACUGGUGGAGGGAGAUGUCAUAGCUUUACGGCCAGGACAGGAGACGUUUGCUUCUCUCAGAGGCAUCAAGGAUGACGAUCACAUAGUUCUGGAGCCGGGUGACCUGUUCCCACCUCGCUCCCCCCCUCCCUCCCCCCGGGGGGACCAGAAGAGGGGUCCCCAGAGCCCCCAGCAGCACCGCCUCUUCAGGGUGGUCCGCACGCCCAUCCUCGACAGCGUCAGGAACAGUCUGGACCUGGCUCUGUCUCGACCAAUCACAGCCCUGGAUAACGAGAGGUUCACCGUUCAGUCCAGCAUGGCCAAGUUUGCCUGCCCUAUCGUACUGGUGGCGUUCUUAGUUGUGAAUACAGUGCGUUAUUUCUUUGACGCCCCCAGCCUCAGUCCUGGACGCUUCAACUUCAUCCAGCUGCAGCUGAUGGGAGUGCUGCCCAUCCUCCCCCUGCUGUUUCCUGUCAUGUGGGUGCUGGUCAACACCUAUGGAGAGGCUAGCGUCCUGGCUGAGUCCAGCAGAACUUCUCCUACUGGCCUGCUCGCUAAGUUCUCUGAGGACACUUUAAGCAGCUACACUGAAGUGGUGUCCUCCCAGGAGAUGCUGCGGUGUGUGUGGAGACACCUGGUGGACGUGCUGAGGGGAGAGUCCCAGACACUCUGCUACACCUCCAGCCUGCUACACACACUAGGCUCUGUCACUGUGUUGUGUUGUGUGGACAAACAGGGUGUGCUCUCCUGGCCUAACCCCAGUCCAGAGACAGUGCUGUUCUUUAGUGGUCGCGUGGAGCCGCCUCACAACGACAGUCAAGAAGACCUGCGAGACGACCUCUCAGACAACUCUUUCUGCCGCAUGGAGACCGACGAGGACCGGGACGAGACCCAGGAGGGGGAUGCUCUGCUGUGUAUGCCAAUAAUGGAUGGGAUGAGAGACGGGUAUGAGCCCAGCGAGACGUCACAUGACACCGGCCGUUCCGAGGACACAUUGCGGCCUCGGCGGCAGUCGCGGGAGACACGCACCAAACACCCCUCAGGAUCUAAUGUCAGCUUCAGCCACGGCACAGAUGGAGGGGAUCAGGGCCCUGAACAGGACAUGGUGGGUUGCUGUGACAACGAAGCGGAGGACUACGUGUGUGACUACCACCUGGAGAUGCUGAGUCUGUCUCAGGACCAACAGAACCCGGUGAGUAUCCAGUUUGACGAGCAGGGUUGGCAGUGCCACCUGCCCAGCCUCAAGCCCCUGGGCCUCAACAUCCUGCUCAACCUGUGCAACGCCAGCGUCACCCAGCAGCUCUGCCGCUUCUCCGACCACCUCAGUAACCUGGCGCUGCAGGAGAGCCACGGCGCCGUGCUGCCCGUCCACGUGCCCUGGGGACUGUGUGAGAUGGCCAGGCUUAUAGGGUUCACUCCUGGGGCGAGGGAGCUGUUUAAACAGGAGAGCCACCUAGCUCUGUACCAGCUGCCCUGUGGGGAGAAGGCCAAGGAGUCUGUCCCUCAACGCCUACACAACUUCACCAAGAGACAACCUCCCAUCAGCCACCUCAUCUCCCUCUUCAUCAGAGACUCCUCUUCCAAUAACGUCCAGAUGUUGUCUCACGGCUCUGCUGACCUCAUCCUGGAGGCCUGCACUGACGUCUGGGACGGAACCGACAUCUACCCCCUCUCUGGCUCCGACAGGAAGAAGGUUCUGGACUUCUACCAGCGGGCCUGUCUGUCAGGCUACUGCUCUGCUUUUGCCUAUAAGCCCAUGCAGGUGUGCCUGUCCAACCAGCUCCAUGGGAAAUGUGUGGAGCUAGCCCCCGGCCCCAACCUCUUCUCUGGGUUAGAACUGCCCCCCACCACCCCUAUCAAACACAUCUCCCGCAGGAACUCCUGGAGCUCCGAUGAGGGUAUAGGAGGUGUGGAGAAAGAUGACUGUGUUCAGGCUCUGAGCGGUCAGAUCUUCAUGGGGAUGGUGUCGUCACAGUUCCAGGCUCGUCUGGACACCGUCAGGCUCAUAGACGCUCUGGUCACCGCCUGCAUACGCUUUGUCUACUUCUCUAUGGAGGACGAGCUACGCAGCAAGGUGUUUGCAGAGAAGAUGGGCCUGGAGACGGGGUGGAACUGUCACAUCUCUCUGACCCCAAACAGAGACAGUCCCUGUGAUGGCGUCCCCAACAGCCCCGGCCAGUACUCCGUACAGGAUGACCAUCAAGACUCCAGAGAUGAGGCAGAGGGGCUGCUGUUACCAGAGGAGGAAACCACUGAUGUCCCCAGCUUCCUGGAGGACUGCAACAGGGCGAAGCUACCUCGUGGUAUCCACCAGGUUCGUCCCCACCUGAAGAACAUUGACAACGUGCCUCUGUUGGUGCCUCUCUUCACCGACUGUACCCCAGAGACCAUGUGUGAGAUGAUCAAGAUCAUGCAGGAGAACAGAGAAGUGACGUGCUGCCUGGGGAGCUCCGCCAACUUCCGCAACAGCUGCCUCUUCCUACAGAGUGACCUCAGCAUCGCCCUGGACCCCCUGUACCCGUCGCGGUGUUCGUGGGAGACGUUUGGCUACGCUACAGGAGCAGGGCUGAACGGGGAGGUGGAAGGUCUGUCUCCCCUCAGUCUGUCCGGUCAACUCAACACCCUGGCCUGUUCUGUCACCUUCCACCAGGGGGAGUCGGUCAGCAUGGUCAAACUCAUAGAGCAGGCGCGUCACACGACCUACAGCAUCCGCAAGAGCUUCCUGUUCCUUUUGCAGUGUCAGCUGACCCUGGUCCUCAUCCAGUUUCUGGCCUGCCUAGCCCAACUCCCUCCUCCUAUGAACAUCACUGACAUCCUCUGGCUGUCCUGCUUCAGCUGUCCGCUGCUCAGUGUGUCAUUCUUAGGAAAGCCAGCAGACAGUACUGUGAUGAACGUGGCCACAGGGAAGAACCAAGAUGCCAUCCCCAGAAAGACGCAGACCUACUUCCUGGGUUGUUUCCUGUUGAAGUUUGGCCUGACCGUGUGUGCCUACCUUCUGGGCUUUGGCUUUACGCUGCACGAGGUCUGCCUGAGGACCAACAACCUAACAAUGGCAGAGAACACCACCAUCAACUGUAGUGAUAUCUUCAGUGUCAGUUCAGCUCGGGAUGCUCCCCAUUGGUUCAGAGAGCUGUCCAACGGCCUGCUGCUCACUCAGAAGGUCAUGGCUGGGUUCCUGGCCCUGCACACGGUGGUCAUCUCGCUAAGUUACGUCCAUCGCUCCCAGCCUCUGUGGAAGAAGAACCCCUUCAGCAACACCUGGUGGUGCCUCACUGUCCUUGUCGUCCUGUUCGGUCAGAUGGUGCAGGCCACGGUGGACUACAAGCUGUGGCAGGACAGGUCGGGAUCUUUGACCUUUGACCUGAAGGACAUCCCCAUGCUGGCCUGGCUGCUGGUCUCCCUGUCCUCCCUGGUGGUGGUGAUGCUCAACGAGGCCGUCAAACUACACGAGAUACGGGUUAGGGUUCGCUACCAGAAGAGGCAGAAGCUACAAUUUGAGACUAAACUAGGGAUGAACUCUCCCUUCUGAUUGAAAAUUAACAGAGGGGCAAUGCAUGCUGUGAACCAAUCAGCCCUCGGGGGGGAAAAGAUGAGGCACCAGAAUCUGGAGUAGGUCGAAGUUGGCCCUAACCGCUGACACGGGGUCAGAUGGUUUCUCAUCCCUCUGAUUCUAGAUCUGUGGUUGAGGGGAAACUUCUACCUCGAGCCCAGAAUCACACUCCUCCUCAGUGCCCAUCGACCUGAACCCAGGAGUACUCGACCCACCUCAGCCCGUUAGCACUGGCACCUAGCAGGUCCUCCAAACCGCUACACGUGCUGGGUGGUUUAUCACUGCGAUAAUCCAAUCUUUUUUAUUUUUUAGAUCCUGAUUUUAAAUUAUAUUGUAUCAUUGUUUGUAAAAAAAAAAAAAAAAAAAAAAAAGGAAAAUCCCAAAGAUUGUUCUUUCCUUUUUUGCUUUUAAAAGAAAGACAGACAAAAAAUGUGAAUAAUUGAUUGUAUAGUGAAUGUUUUUUAAGGCAUGGGGAAUCUUUUACUGUAGCCCCGACUUGAGUUUAGGGAAGGGGGAUUUUCUCCCAGUCACUGGUCUGAUACUGUCUCACAUAGGGAUUAUUACACGUCAGCAUGUCUCCCCCUUUCACAUGAAUCCCAAUACCAUAGUAGAGUACAAUUGCCUUCACCGUCAAUGUGAAUGUAGUCUCUGUCAUUACAGUCACUUGCUGCUAUAUGUCUGAAUGCCAUGCAGGGCUGAAAGGAAAGGAGAGAUGUAUCUAGUAACAUGCCUGAUCCGGGACAAUGUCCUGGCCCUAAUGCUGUCAAAUCAUUGGCGUUGAUAGACCUUAAAAGCCUGCUGUCAGGUGAUGUCUGGAGGACACUACGUAGGCCUAACCGUCUGUGGAUUCACGUCAACCUGUUUCGGAACGGUUCUGUUGACCAUACUAAGGAUUUCUUAACAAGGCUACUCUUUAUAACCCAGCCUUUUAGCCAGAUAAUGAACAUGGCAUGUUCUAAACCAGGAUCCAAGAGGAAUAUCCCUUAUGUGAUUUUUCUUCCUGACAAAUGUUUCCUUUGUUUCACCCACAUGCUCCGACUCCCAAGCCAAGGGCAAUCCUGCUGUAAUGCAAUAAGGAAUGAAGAUUAAUUUAAUUUACUAUAAACAAGUAAAACCGAAUUAGUCUCUUUCAUAGGUAAAUUGUAUUUGAAGAAUGUGCUAGCCUGACACUUUGAAACUCAUGUACUGUAAGAAAGGCUAAUUGUUUUAUAAUCAUCAAUCAUCCUAGACUGGUUUGAUCCCUGUGUACAUGCAUACAUCCUGGUUUUCCCACCAGAGUUCUACUGAGGGACUGUCGUCUGCUCAAGCUGACAAGGUUUUGUCAGUGGUGUUCUAGAUUAGAAUACCCUCGAGUUCUAGAGCAUCCAAGGGUAUUCUGAAGGUGCUUCAUAUCAUUCAGUGGCCUUCUUACUAGCCUGGGUGCUUGUUUCUGCAUUCGACAACAACAAUGCACAAGCUGACUUAGUCUGGGAUUCAAUCCGAUCACGCUUGUAGACAAUGCUGCUUUCAAAGGCAAUGUUACCGCAUUCAUGGAGAUCGCAGUUAAAGUAAAUGCUGCAGAUCUCGGCUCAAUUGGAAAUGACCUAUGUCAAGCGCUAAAGCACGGUUUCGGAUUGAAUCCCGGCCUAAAAGCAGAAUGACUGAGACCCACCAGGCUACCUGUCUGUGUUGGGUGAUCGUAUCAGUAGACCCAUUUGAACACUACAAAUGAUGACUAGCUACAGAUUGAUCAGCCACAGCUGUUCUGUUUUCGCUCUUUUUUUUUUGGGGGGGGGGGGAUCUUAUUUUACAGCAUGAUGUGUUGAUCUUCUUAUCCCUGAUUACGGCUUUACCUGCGUCCCAAAUGUACACUACUUCUGCCCAUGGCCCAUAGGGUUCUGGUCAAAGGUAGUGCACUAUAGAGAAUCGGGUGGCAUUUGGGACGCAGCUUGUCAUGAGUUGCAGUUGCCCAUCCUGCUUUUCCCGUUUUAUGUUUCUCUAUUCUGUGUAUUUGGCUGGUUGGUUCUGGAGUUUUACCCCGGUUGGGUCUGGAGUUUACCCCGGUUGGGUCUGGAGUUUACCCCGGUUGGGUCUGGAGUUUACCCCGGUUAGGUCUGGAGUUUUCCCCGGUUAGGUCUGGAGUUUUUUUUUACUGGUUGUAUCACGUGGUCAGAAAAACCUCCUGUGCCCCAGUCAAACUGUGUAGAAAUUGAUAUAUUUGAUCAUGCGUGCGCCACACCUCUCGACUUCUCACCACGUGCUCUGGUAUUGUUUAACCCUCUCUGUUUUUAAUGUGGGCUACAAUGGUCAUGUGUUAUGUUGACUAGGAGUCGGGGCCCAGGACCCAGGAUGACACAAAAACAUGGUGCCUACCUAAGAUGAACACCUCAGGAUCGGCCUCGCACACUUGUGCUCUUCAUAGGCUCCCUUUGGUUGGAAUGUACUUACUUUUUAAGUACACUAUUUCAUAGAAGAGUUCGUAGUUGCAUGGUCUGCUAGAUAUGUGUGUGAGGUAGAUAUAAUGUAAAAGCACUGAUCUAAUUAGAAUUCCUAGACACUGUUAUUGAAUGAACAACGUAGCUAGGGAAAGAGGGAAAAAAGACUGAAGAUGGUAAUUUUUAUACGGUACAGUAGAAUGCAUCCACACAUUGCACAUAAGCACAUUUCAAUCCAUGAUUUCUUUAUUUAAAAAAUUCCGAUUUUGUAUGUGUGUAUAUACAGUACCAGUCAAAAGUUUGGACACACCUACUCA